AGAGUAAAAUCUGAAUUCCCAACUCUUUUUCUUUUCACAGCUGUUAAGGGUUCAGUGGGUUGAACUGCAAUCCUUCAAGUUCAUCUGUUGACUCCAACACAAAACUAUUAUAAACUGUGCCUCUAAAACACGUGAUGAAACGUUUCUUUAGAGCUAUUUAUUCCAACUGCAGCAGAGGAAAGUUUUCAGAACACCCGGCAUUUGGUAGAGGAAAGGUCUCUUGAGCUUUGCACAAGGACGAAUUAUUUGCAUACCAACAUGUUUCUUUUACAUCUUUGAUCUGAAGUUUGACUUUACACAUACAUACACAUUCUCCUCCAGGGUUUAGCUUCUCCAUGCUGAAAAUGGACCAUGCAAACAUGACCCAAGCCAUGCUUGAUGCUGAAUCCCGCAACACAGACAAGAGCAGCAGCAAUGAGUAUUUUUACAUUCUGAUCGUCAUGUCUUUCUAUGGGAUCUUCCUGAUAGGGAUAAUGCUUGGCUACAUGAAAUCCAAAAGAAAAGAGAAGAAGUCCAAUUUGCUUCUGCUCUACAAAGAUGAGGAGAGAGAAUGGGGGGAAGCUGUGAAGCCUCUACCAACCAUAUCGGGGCUGAAAUCUGUCCAGAUCCCCAUGAUGCUGAACAUGCUGCAGGAGAGCAUGGUGCCAUCCCUGUCCUGUGCCAUCUGCUCAAUGGAAGGCAGCAGUGUGAGCUCUGAAUCUUCCUCCCCAGAUGUGCAUUUCACCAUCCAGGAGGAAGUGCUGGAUGCUGAACUGGGGGAAGUGUCAGAAAUGCUCCUCAAUGAGAGCAGCGAGGGAUCUGCGGAAAACAUCCAUAAGAACUCCUAGCACUUGCAGGGCUCCCUUGAUCAGCUGCCAAAGCGUGAGUGGAGCUCCCACUAAGAACUUUUGGUUCUACUUUCCUGUUCUCCAACGAACUCUGAACCAGGUAGCUGUGCAUCUGGGCCCAAGGUGUUCCUGAGAGCUGGCAGGACAAGAAGCAGUGGUACCCAACUCCAAAGUGUAACUUGCACGUAAUUGGGAUGCUUAAUUUCAAUUUUUCCAUUAUUAUUUCUUACCAUAAAAGCUAAGAACAAGGAGAAUAUAUAUAUUUUGUAACAAGGUAACUAUUACUGGCAUGUUCCUUCAUAUUUUGGAAUUCUGCAGAUAUCUGGGGAAUGUUUAGGGAAGUUACUCUAACACAAGUGCCUGGUUGUUAAAGAUGAUGGAUAAUGCUUAUUCACACAAAACUGUGAUAGACUAGAAGUACUUUUACUGUGUUUUUUUUUCUAUAACAAACCACAGGCAACAGGAGAUUUGCUCAGAGGCCUCAAAAGUUGAAAAUCUGUUGAUGCUGUAGUUGAAGGGAGAUUGUAUCAUGGCUGGAGACUGACUUCAGCACAGAAAGAAUGAAAGAAAAAGAGGGAAAAAAAAAAAAAGAAAAGGAAAAGGGCAUCAAAUUCCUAGGAGAUUUGUAAAGCUCAGUUUCAGAUCCAUGCCACUAUAUCUAUCUUUGCUUUAGUUGUACCUGUCCUGGCUGGGUCAGGUUCACCAACUUCUGCUGCAAUACAGCCUUUGACUGAGCUUCUGGUAGGAAAAGAGGUUUUGUUUUUGGCUUUUGUAAUUUUAAAGAUAUGUACAUUUGAUCACUAAAGGCAUAUAUCUGUAAGUUAAAGAAGACAUUAAAAGAUCUUUGUUACAAGGUGUAAGAUGUAGAAAGGCUUGAACAAAUGCUGCUCUGUUACGCCCCCUUGAAAAAAUAGGUGGAAUUCAGAAUAGAAUUU
Pezoporus occidentalis (night parrot) is the source of this 1762-nucleotide messenger RNA. RefSeq names its product potassium voltage-gated channel subfamily E regulatory subunit 4 (gene KCNE4). The transcript is spliced from 2 exons. Bases 336 to 827 code for a protein of 163 amino acids. Gene Ontology annotation, biological process: potassium ion export across plasma membrane; ventricular cardiac muscle cell action potential; regulation of heart rate by cardiac conduction. Lineage: Eukaryota; Metazoa; Chordata; Aves; Psittaciformes; Psittacidae. Gene Ontology annotation, molecular function: delayed rectifier potassium channel activity; transmembrane transporter binding; voltage-gated potassium channel activity involved in ventricular cardiac muscle cell action potential repolarization. Gene Ontology annotation, cellular component: membrane. The record is from RefSeq and is a predicted model, not a curated record.